Messenger RNA from Megalopta genalis, 1577 nucleotides. Its product is annotated as tetratricopeptide repeat protein 9C. Gene Ontology annotation, molecular function: protein binding. The record is from RefSeq and is a predicted model, not a curated record. NCBI's taxonomy places the organism in Eukaryota, Metazoa, Arthropoda, Insecta, Hymenoptera, Halictidae.
CUUCAUUUUGAUUACAGUAAUGAGACCCCUACUUCUGUACAUCUCUAGGCCGUUAGCGAGAUUCAAUAUAGAAAUUUUCUUAGCUCUGAUUGGUUGACGAUUCAUUACUGAGACAGGAUCCACUGCGGAUUGCAUGCGCAGUAAAAUGGGGAGUUGCGCACCAACUUAGGGAGUAGGAAAAGCGUGCAGGAGUAAGUUCCAUUACUGUAACUGGCUAUUUACUGGAGCUUCGCAAUUGGUCGCGCUAUAAGAGUCUAAAGGUUCACACGCAAUAUUAUCGAAGUAUACAUACUAAAAUGUAACAUUAUGGAGGUAAAAUUGUCUAAAAUUCGAUAUGGUUCUUGAAACGUGGGUAUCGGCUGAUAAAAAGGUGACAACAAAUGUAAUAGAAUCUGGUCGGUAUUCUAAAAAAGCAUCAGAAUGUGCAAAUUGCGAAGUUAUUAUCGAAAAGAUACAGGUUACUAAUGCAUCUAUAGAGGAUUUGAAAGAAAAAUAUAAUUCGGUUAUUUUAGAUGGCAUAACUAAGAAAUCGCUAGUUAUCGGCGAAGCAAAUUGCGAAAUAGAUCGUCUAAUUGAACGAGCUAUACAAAUGAUGAACAUCUGUGAAAAAAGAGAAGUUACUCUAGAUAUAACAGAAGAUGCAGAUUUAGUUAUCAAGUUUGAAAUAACAUUAACUAACAUGUUAUCAUAUAAGCCAAUUUGGGAAUGGAAUCCAGAGACAAAGUACUCAGUAGCAUUAAAAUAUAAAGAAACUGGCGUUAAUUUAUUUAAAGAACAUAGGUGGGUUGAUGCAUUUCACAAAUUUAGUAAAGCUUGCAAAAUACUUGUAACACUGGAGCCAAUAUCUGAUUUAGAACUGGAGAAAUCAUUGGAACAUGACAUUAAUAAUUUAAGAUUAGUUUUGUACAACAAUAUGGCUGGAUGUCAAUUAAAGCGCAAAAAUUACGAAUACACAAUUUCCUUGUGCACUAAAAUUCUAAGUAAAGAAAGUAACAAUGUUAAGGCCUUGUACAGAAGAGGAGUAGCCUAUGGAAAUUUAAACAAUGUUGAAAACGCUGUUGCCGAUUUAAGAAAUGCAGUUUCAUUGGAACCGGGUAAUCGUGCUGCUAAAGAACAAUUUUUAAUUUACGAUGCCAAAUUGCAAGAAGCCAAUCAAAAAUUUCAAGAUAUGGUGAGAAGAAUGUUUAAAGCCUGAAGCAUAAUGCUACUGUAUGUAUCUGAUACAAAUGAUAUUAGGUAUAGAUAAUGUUUGUAUUUUGUAAAUAGAAAAAUAUGCAUUUAUUUUUAUCCACAAUAAUUUACACUACGAUUAGAUAAAAUUAAUUAGAAAUUACAACUAAAAAAAUCUGUUGCUAUAUGGAAUCUUAAAACUAUGUUUAUCUGUAUCACUAUUAUCAUUACAAUAUUGUUAUUACAAAAGCGUGCUUAAAAUAUUUCUUGUGUACAUGACAAAUAUAGAAACAUUUGUAUUAAAUAAUUAAAUUACAUUAUUUGUCAGUAGAACUUGUUAUAAAGAUGUGAUACAGUUUUUUAUUGCAUGUGACAUUAUAAUUUUCAAUAAAAUGCUUUUCAAAUUA